Molecule: messenger RNA, 867 nt
Organism: Exophiala bonariae
Lineage: Eukaryota; Fungi; Ascomycota; Eurotiomycetes; Chaetothyriales; Herpotrichiellaceae
Exons: 1
Coding region: 1-867 (288 amino acids)
Source: RefSeq, a predicted model, not a curated record
AUGGCUCUGAAGGAUUUGGGGAUCGAAAUGCGUGCACUUGAUCUGGAUGCACCUCAGGAUUCCAUCGUGAAACCACUCAAGGACAUUGAUAUUCUCAUAUCCGCCAUUGGACCACGAGAUCAGCUGGCACAGAUCCCACUUGUCGAAGCAGCUGCGAAGGCUGGGGUGAAGCGCAUCGUCCCGUGCGCGUUCGGGCCCAUCCUACCAGUUGGAGUCCAUAGAUCUAGGGAUCAGAAGGAGGAGGUAUUCAACCUAGUCAAGCGCCUUCAUAUUCCCUACACUAUCAUCGAUGUCGGUUGGUGGUACCAGUUCUCCCUACCUAGGCUCCCUUCCGGUAGGAUCGACUAUGCCAUUGGUGUUCCGAUCAAAACCAUACCAGGCGAUGGAGAUAUGCCAUCCGCUCGCACGGAUCUUAGAGAUGUCGGAAAGUACGUCGUGCGGGCGAUUAAGGAUGACAGAACUCUGAAUGCCACAGUAUUUGUCUAUAAUGAAUUGUGGACCUCGAAUAAAAUAUAUGAUCUGCUCGAGGAGUUUGCUGGAGAGGGGAUCCCUCGAAAAUAUGCCCGUGCAGAGGAAUAUGAACAACAAAUUGCCGAGGCUGAUGUGAAGUUAAAAGACAGUCCAGAAGAUUUCAAGGCGAGGGCCCAAAAAGUGCUCGCCCAGUAUGCUCUGUCUUGGGGAAUUCGUGGGGAGAAUACGCCACAAUUCGCUAAGUAUUUGGGUUAUCUGGAUGGCAAGCAGCUAUACCCGGAUGUCGACUUCACUUCCUUUGAGAGUUAUCUGCAAGAGGUCAUUAGUGGUAGCGCACAGGGUGUCUAUGAUGAGUUGAAGCCCAUGAUGCAUCAAGCAGACAAGCAAGAUCAAUGA